AUAAAUCUGCAUUCUGCCUCUGCCUCUGGUCAGAGACAGUUGAAGCUUCACAGCACAAUUAAGGAGAAGCAGCAGCAGAUGAAAACAGACGAUCGUAAAUAAAAUUGAGGAGACAAAAAAAGAGAGAAAGAGAGCGACGGAUGCAGGCUGAAAUUUAAAACUGCACCAGGAGAAAAGACAAGAAAAGAUUCCGUGGACUCAACAAAGAUCAUCCGUAAAGCUAUGCGGCCACGGUCCAGACUGCUGUCCAAGAGGAGACUGACGCUGCCCACAAUCAGAGAGGGCAGCGAGGAGACGGUUAGAGAUUUGAAUGAAGCCAACACGCUCUAUAAUGCCGGUCACUGCCAGGCUGUGUCAUCGGAGGACUACCUCCUCUCCAUCUGCCACCUGGCCCACCCCACUUUUCCCAGCCGGGAUGUUUCCCCGGACAGUUUCCACGCACAGCAGCAGGACAAAGCGCAGCAGAAGCUUAGGCCAUCGUGGGUUGAAUACAACCCGAAAGAGAAGGCACGUGCUGCUGAUGCGCAGCAGGCAGAGGGGAAAGAACUAAACAGAGAGCUGAAGUUUGGCAACUCUGACCCUCUUGAGUAUAUUUAUGGACACCAGAACAGCUUCUCUGCCAUCUCAGGAGGUAGGAGGAGAGCAUUUGUCGAGGGGAGGUUUAUGAGGCAACACGGCAGCGUAUGGGAGAGCAAAGUGUGCGUGCGAGCCCACAGCAUUACCCUUGGUUCAAAUCCAGAUUUCCCACAACAACGUGAGGGCAGUUGCUCUGAAUUAAACAGCAAAACUGACACUUCAAUUCCAAACAUCUCCCCAAAACACACCUUGGUCAGGUCAGAGGCCAGCACAGCUUGCAGAAAGGCAGAAGGGGAGAGGUUGAAUCCAGCCAUCAAACAGUCCCUCAUCUCUCAGUGGAUCUCUGACUGCAGGCUGGCAUGGAGGGAGGCACGCACUCGAGCCUGCAUGCUUCCUGCCAUUGCUGAGGUGUAGCGUGUAAAUGGACAGUCAAUGUGACAUUCUCCAGUAAAAUAUCCUAAUCUUUUGUCAGUGCAUGAGACAUUGACAAUAGGAGACACAUAGAAAUACACAUUUGAAAAGAUACAGAGACAAGUAAAGACUACUACAAUUGUCCAUUCUAACAUUAUAUCAGUGUUAAUAUUUACUGUUACAACCUUUCUGCUCUUAAUGUAUGCCAGUGAUCAUAACAAACCAUGAAAAUGAGCAAUUCUGUAAUGUCCUUUUUAAUAUCUUCCAGUGUUUGUAAAUGACAUGAAGAAAUAAAGCAGUCUUUUGAUA
Molecule: messenger RNA, 1296 nt
Organism: Oreochromis aureus
Lineage: Eukaryota; Metazoa; Chordata; Actinopteri; Cichliformes; Cichlidae
Exons: 2
Coding region: 223-990 (255 amino acids)
Biological process (GO): regulation of autophagy
Cellular component (GO): mitochondrion
Source: RefSeq, a predicted model, not a curated record